AAAGGCCCGUCUACAUAGGCCGCAACACGCCAGACGCAGUUCGCGGACGCAAAGAAAACGCAGUACGUAUUCGCGCCAGACGCAGUUCGCAGAUGCAAAGAAAACGCACAGCAUUAAGUUUGUGUCAGUUCGUAGAAAAGAAAAAACGAAGACGAUGGUGGGUCCGACCGAUUAAUCGAACCCGGUCGAAAGAAGGACAUUAUGAUACAAUAUUCGCGUACAUGAAGGAUCAUGAUCACGAAGAAUUUUACGAAUUCACUCGUAUGUGGCCGCAUAAAUUCGAGCAGUUAGUUGAACUCGUGUCACCAUUCUUGCCAAAUGCUCAAAAUUGCAUAAGAAAACCUUUACCUGCUGGUUUACGUAUUGCUUUAACACUGUCUUAUCUUGCUCAUGGGAAUGCUGUGCGAACGCAAUCUUGGGACUACCGGGUAGGAAGAUCUACAGCUUAUAAAAUUAUUCCAGAAGUGUGUGAGGCUAUAUGGAGUGCUCUUCAUCCUACAUAUCUCCCAGACAUGAAUCAAGAAAAAUGGGCCAAAGUGGCUGAGGAAUUUUACUUAAAAAUAUUUUAA
Temnothorax curvispinosus is the source of this 569-nucleotide messenger RNA. RefSeq lists its product as uncharacterized. The record is from RefSeq and is a predicted model, not a curated record. Bases 93 to 569 code for a protein of 158 amino acids. Lineage: Eukaryota; Metazoa; Arthropoda; Insecta; Hymenoptera; Formicidae. The transcript is spliced from 4 exons.